Molecule: messenger RNA, 950 nt
Organism: Mytilus trossulus (common blue mussel)
Lineage: Eukaryota; Metazoa; Mollusca; Bivalvia; Mytilida; Mytilidae
Exons: 4
Coding region: 177-740 (187 amino acids)
Biological process (GO): vesicle-mediated transport; intracellular protein transport
Cellular component (GO): plasma membrane; cytoplasm
Molecular function (GO): GTP binding; GTPase activity
Source: RefSeq, a predicted model, not a curated record
CUUGCCAUGCUGGAAGUUAAUUGCUGGAUUGUACGACUUGGUUGUGUUCAAAUGGCAUGUGUGACGCAAUCGUGCUUUAAGAUUAACUAUAAAAAGCUAUGGUUUUUUAACAGUUCUAUUCAAUUUCGAAAAGCUGUGAAGAAGUGAACUAGUGAACAAAUAAAAAUAAAUACAAUAUGGGUUUGUGGUUAUCUAAAUUGUACGAUGUAUUUUCUGAAUUUUCUGGAUCAACACCAGCAAGAAUUCUGAUGUUAGGAUUGGACGCAGCAGGAAAGACAACAAUUCUUUAUAAGAUAAAAUUAAACGAGAGUGUUCAUACAAUUCCUACCAUUGGCUUUAAUGUUGAGACCGUCAGUCCAGUGAAGGGUGUCAGCUUCACUGUGUGGGAUGUUGGUGGCCAGGAGAAAAUCAGACGUCUGUGGCAGCAUUAUUAUCAGAAUACAGAAGGUCUCAUAUAUAUUGUUGAUAGUAAUGAUAAAGAGAGACUUUCGGAAGCUAAAGAUGAACUUGAUGGGAUUCUCAACAGUGAUGAAAUGAGAGGUGUUCCAGUUGUAGUGGUGGCCAAUAAACAAGAUUUACCUCGAUCUAUGAGUCCAUCAGAAGUGGCAGAUGGUCUUGGUUUACCAAAAAUGACUGGCAGAAAAUGGUACAUUCAUGGAGUAUGCGCAACUACAGGUGAAGGAAUCUUUGAGAGCAUGAAGGAGAUGGCAAACUUAGUGAAAAAUAACAAAAAGUAUUGAAAUUUCACAUCUUAAUACAAGUUAUGUGAACAUAAAGAUGAUUAAGGGACUCCAGGAUGUCUCGAACCCCUAUCUUCUGAACUCUUCGAUAUCAAUCGGUGUGCAACAGAAAUGGAAAUAUCGAUCCCAAAUCAAAGUGAGGAGCAACUGAAAUUAGUGGAUUGUGCAAUAUAAUUGAUUGAACUAAGAAAGAUGAAUAAAACGAUAGAU